AUGAAGCGCUCCAGAAAAAUAUUAGCUCGUAUUUUCGAAGAAAAAGAAGAAAAUUAUGAUAUUGCAUCCAACGGCACAAGCAAAAAUCAAAAGAUUUUCCCUCCUGGUAAGAAAAUCAAAGUUUUAGAAGAUAUAAAGAUUCCAUCACGUUCAGUUAAAACUACAUCACCUGGGCCACAUACUUUAAUUUGCCAGACAACUACAAGCAAAAUAAUUAAUCCAGGAAAGAAUACAUAUGAAAGUCCUUCUACUAGCAACAAAUAUGGAACAUUACAGAAUGUCUCUUUUCCUGGGAGUUCGAGUGAAGCUGGCUCACUUAGUGACUUAUCGUAUAAUAAUUUAUUAAAAAUUGAUUGCAACCUGACACCAGAAUCUAUAAAAGAAUUAUUGUCUACGCCAAAGUCAAAUAAACAGCAAACUUUAAGACACCCAUCAUAA
This is a messenger RNA of Parnassius apollo (apollo), 438 nucleotides long. The record is from the annotation of a GenBank genome assembly. Lineage: Eukaryota; Metazoa; Arthropoda; Insecta; Lepidoptera; Papilionidae.